This is a messenger RNA of Toxorhynchites rutilus septentrionalis, 599 nucleotides long. It is a transcript of the gene RpLP2, whose product is annotated as 60S acidic ribosomal protein P2. The coding region runs from base 156 to 497 and encodes 113 amino acids. The record is from RefSeq and is a predicted model, not a curated record. Gene Ontology annotation, biological process: cytoplasmic translational elongation. Gene Ontology annotation, molecular function: structural constituent of ribosome. NCBI's taxonomy places the organism in Eukaryota, Metazoa, Arthropoda, Insecta, Diptera, Culicidae. Gene Ontology annotation, cellular component: ribosome; cytosolic large ribosomal subunit. The transcript is spliced from 4 exons.
CACUGGCAUGUGCAUUGUUGUGCAUUUUGACGGUCCAACAUCCGCCCAGAGCGCACUCGAACGUCUGUCUUCCUCUUUCAAGUUUUGACCAUCAAACAAGUGAGUUGUAUAUCAUUUUCGUGCUGCCCUCGUUUCGUGUCGGAAGGACUUAAAAAAUGCGUUACGUGGCUGCAUACCUUUUGGCUGUCCUCGGAGGAAACGCCUCCCCCUCGAAUGCGGACAUCGAGAAAAUUCUCAGCUCGGUGGGAGUCGAAGCCGAUUCGGCCCGCGUCACCAAAGUCGUCAACGAGCUGAAGGGCAAGUCGGUGGAGGAACUGAUCGCUUCCGGCCGUGAGAAGCUCUCGUCCAUGCCAGCGGGCGGUGCUGCUCCAGCUGCUGGUGCCGCCGCCGCUGGUGGUGCUGCCGCUGCUGCCCCAGCCGAAGAGAAGAAGAAGGAGGAGAAGAAGGAAGAAUCCGAAUCCGAGGAUGACGACAUGGGCUUCGGUCUCUUUGAAUAAGAGAUUCAAUCGCAUCGGGCAAAGUGUUCCGGCGACUAACCGUCGAAUAUAAAAAAGUACAAUGUGUUUAUUUCUAUGAAAUAAAUAUACGCCAAAAUGUAA